Messenger RNA from Meloidogyne enterolobii, 990 nucleotides. The record is from the annotation of a GenBank genome assembly. Lineage: Eukaryota; Metazoa; Nematoda; Chromadorea; Rhabditida; Meloidogynidae.
AUGUAUAACCUUGUUAUGGACCUCUCUGUUUUUUAUGAUAUUCAAAGGGGAAUUUGUUAUUUCUUUUUUAAACAGUUAUUUGUUCCUUUGGAUGCUCCAGUCCGAUUUGAAUUUGAAAGUCAAAAAGCUUAUGACCAAAUUCCAGGCGGGCAAUUAGAUGUUGACCCUCCUCCAUCUUUAAUUGCCACACCUCAUUCAACACAAAUUUCUACCCAACAAACAGCUAAUGAAUUAAAAGAUAUUCCGAGAAGAUUUGCACGUGCAGUUAAAGUAAAAGAUCCUUCUGGCCCUCAACAUCACGAUAUUCUACGUUUUUAUGUUGUCCAUAAAAGAUAUGAAAAUUUAUUAGUUAGUGACACUUUGGCUAAAUUAUUUGAAUAUACACAGGAAAUGAUGAAUGUUAAAAUGGAAUGGGGUGGAGAACAAUGGAUAUUGGAAGAUUUUUGUCGGAAAAAUCCAGGCCAAGAACAUUGCAAUAAUGAUUUAAAUAUUUGGUUAAAACACGCAGAGAAUUUAUUUAGAACUAAUGGAACUAGAAAUAAUCCAAAUCUUCAAUUAUCUUAUCCUGUUAUGUAUUUAUUUAAUCGACCAAAGGAUAUUGGAAAUAUUAUUUAUGGGGUAAAUGUUACUGGAAUAAAACACGAAAUUGUUGGGGCAAGAGUUUUAACAAUUCAUUGGUUUAUAACAUUUCCAAAUUCUGGCGAUAAUUUGGCUGCUUAUUAUCGUUAUAGAGACAAUUUAAAUGGAUUUUGGGAUACAAAAACUAAAGAAUCAGACAUUAAAUUUAUUCCACACAAUGAAAAAGCAAUGGAUGACGAAUUAAGAUUAAUAAUAGAAACAGCAAUCCCUUUUGUUUUGCCGGCAACAAUUCAAUUAAUGUUUUUUGUUUAUUUUACUAAUUUGGCUAAAGAUGUUAGAAAAUCAAAACCUGUUGAAGCUUUUUUUGGUGUUAUAAGUGUUUGCCUUAGUUUAGGGGCUACUUUUGGGUAA